Molecule: messenger RNA, 1482 nt
Organism: Otolemur garnettii (small-eared galago)
Lineage: Eukaryota; Metazoa; Chordata; Mammalia; Primates; Galagidae
Gene: BTBD8
Product: BTB domain containing 8
Exons: 12
Coding region: 1-1482 (493 amino acids)
Cellular component (GO): synaptic vesicle; neuron projection terminus
Molecular function (GO): protein binding
Source: RefSeq, a predicted model, not a curated record
AUGGCUCGCUGUGGGGAGGCCGGCGCGGCCGGUGUGGUACUUUUGGGAUCCCCUGGAGUUUGCAGUAGAGGGUUGCAAAGGAAGGGGCCCUGUGAGCGGCGCCGGCUGAAGGCGUUGGUGUCGGAGCAGCUCAGCCAGGACCUGCUCAGGCUUCUAAAGGAAGAACUCCAUACAGAUGUUACUUUCUCUGUAGGCCGCACUUUGUUCAAAGCCCACAAAGCAGUCCUUUUAGCAAGGGUUCCUGACUUCUUUUCUCAUACUAUUGGACAGACGUCAAAUAAAUUAGCAAAUCAGGAGCCUGUUGCCGUGGAGAAUGUUGAAACUCCAGAAUUUAGAACAUUUUUGCAGAACAUAUAUUCAUCGAACAAAAACAUGAAGUUUGAAGAGGAAAUUAUUAGGAAAAAGAUAAUGGAGAGUGAGAUAUCAGAAAAGAAACUUGACUUCAGUUUUCCAAAGUGUAAAAAAUCAUCUGAUUGUUCUCUUCAGAAGCAUGAAAUUCCAGAGGAUAUCACUGAUACAGAUGACAAUUUAAUUUCCAAUGAUAACUGUGACUUGGAAGCUGCAUCCGAAUUAGGAGAAGAUUUAUUAAAGCUUUAUAUGAAAACUUGUUGCCCAGACGUUGAUAUUUUUGUCGAUGGAAAAUGUUUUAAAGCUCACAGGGCCAUUUUAAGCGCCAGAUCUAGUUAUUUUGCUGCAAUGCUGAGUGGCUGUUGGGCUGAAAGCUCUCAAGAGUAUGUUACUCUUCAAGGUAUAAACCAUUUAGAAAUGAAUGUUAUGAUGCAUUUUAUAUAUGGAGGAACUUUGGAUUUUCCAGACAAAGCUAAUGUUGGUCAGAUACUCAAUAUGGCUGAUAUGUAUGGACUAGAAGGAUUAAAAGAAGUAGCAAUCUAUAUUUUAAGAAGAGAUUACUGUAAUUUCUUUCAGAAGCCUGUUUCCAAAACGCUAGUGUCUAUACUAGAGUGCCUGAUUAUUGCUCAUUCAGUUGGAGUGGAAAGUCUUUUUGCUGACUGCAUGAAGUGGAUUAUAAAGCAUUUUGCAAGGUUUUGGUCCGAGAGAAGCUUUGCAAAUAUACCUCCUGAGAUUCAGAAAAAUUGUCUUACAAUGUUGAUUCAGUCCUUGAAUGAUAAGAAUGCUGCUUUUGUUCUGAUGGAAAGUGACAGGCUGAUCAUGAGUUUACCCAGAGUGAAGUGGACAGAAGCAGCACUGACUAUGGCAUCUCAGCUCCAAGAAGAAUGUAUUACAUUUAUUGUAGAAAACUUCUCCAAGAUUAUUCAGAGUGAAAAUUUUGCUCUUUUCUUACAGUCACAAGCAAUGAGCAGCACAGCUGAUCUGUUGGACAAAAUUUUAAAAGCAAUUGAAGAAAACAUUACCACUGAAAAUAGUUGCUCUCUUCUUAUGGCUCUGGACACAUUACUGAACUCUGAUAGUACAAAAGAAAUGACAUCUUAUAAAAGUUUAGAAGUUGAUACUUUGGCUGAUUAA